AUGGUUGUCAUCGAAAUAAAAUCCAAAGCGCAGUUCAAUGAACUUGUGAAGCGCGGUUCAGGCGUCGCUCUACAAGCCCACGCUGAAUGGUGUGGCCCCUGCAAAGCCAUCUCGCCUAUCUUCAACAAGCACGCCCAGGUCUACGCCGAUAAGCCCGUGGUUUUCGCCCGCUUUGACACAGACGAUGUGCCCGAACUUGCAGAGCAGCUCGGCGUCCAUAACAUCCCCGCCUUCUACUUCUUUAAGCACGGCGAACUGUCGAACAACGUGCGAGGCGCCAACCCAGGGGCACUCAAGGAAGCUAUCGAAAAUUUGACUAGUUAA
Messenger RNA from Penicillium samsonianum, 324 nucleotides. Its product is annotated as thioredoxin family protein. NCBI's taxonomy places the organism in Eukaryota, Fungi, Ascomycota, Eurotiomycetes, Eurotiales, Aspergillaceae. The coding region runs from base 1 to 324 and encodes 107 amino acids. Gene Ontology annotation, molecular function: protein-disulfide reductase activity. The transcript has a single exon. The record is from RefSeq and is a predicted model, not a curated record.